AUGUUCGCAGCCGGGCUGGCUCCCUUCUACGCCUCCAACUUCAGCCUCUGGUCGGCCGCUUACUGCUCCUCGGCCGGCCCAGGCGGCUGCUCCUUCCCCUUGGACCCCGCCGCCGUCAAAAAGCCCUCCUUCUGCAUCGCAGACAUUCUGCACGCCGGCGUGGGGGAUCUGGGGGCGGCCCCGGAGGGCCUGGCAGGGGCCUCGGCCGCCGCCCUCACCGCGCACUUGGGCUCGGUUCACCCGCACGCCUCUUUCCAAGCGGCGGCCAGAUCCCCGCUUCGACCCACCCCAGUGGUGGCGCCCUCCGAAGUCCCGGCUGGCUUCCCGCAGCGGCUGUCUCCGCUCUCAGCCGCCUACCACCACCAUCACCCGCAACAACAACAGCAGCAGCAACAGCCGCAGCAGCAACAGCCGCCGCAGCAACAGCCUCCGCCUCCGCCCCGGGCUGGCGCCCUGCAGCCCCCGGCCUCGGGGACGCGAGUGGUUCCGAACCCCCACUACAGUGGCUCUGCCCCGGCCCCCUCCAGCAAAGACCUCAAAUUUGGAAUUGACCGCAUUUUAUCUGCAGAAUUUGACCCAAAAGUCAAAGAAGGCAACACGCUGAGAGAUCUCACUUCCCUGCUAACCGGUGGGCGGCCCGCCGGGGUGCACCUCUCAGGCCUGCAGCCCUCGGCCGGCCAGUUCUUCGCAUCUCUAGAUCCCAUUAACGAGGCUUCUGCCAUCCUGAGUCCCUUAAACUCGAACCCAAGAAAUUCAGUUCAGCAUCAGUUCCAAGACACGUUUCCAGGUCCCUAUGCUGUGCUCACGAAGGACACCAUGCCGCAGACGUACAAAAGGAAGCGUUCAUGGUCGCGCGCUGUGUUCUCCAACCUGCAGAGGAAAGGCCUGGAGAAAAGGUUUGAGAUUCAGAAGUACGUGACCAAGCCGGACCGAAAGCAGCUGGCGGCGAUGCUGGGCCUCACGGACGCACAGGUGAAGGUGUGGUUCCAGAACCGGCGGAUGAAGUGGCGGCACUCCAAGGAGGCCCAGGCCCAAAAGGACAAGGACAAGGAGGCUGGCGAGAAGCCAUCAGGUGGAGCCCCGGCUGCGGAUGGCGAGCAGGACGAGAGGAGCCCCAGCCGCUCUGAAGGCGAGGCUGAGAGCGAGAGCAGCGACUCCGAGUCCCUGGACAUGGCCCCCAGCGACACGGAGCGGACUGAGGGGAGUGAGCGUUCUCUGCACCAAACAACAGUUAUUAAGGCCCCUGUCACUGGCGCUCUCAUUACCGCCAGCAGUGCUGGGAGUGGUGGGAGCAGCGGCGGCGGCGGCAAUAGUUUCAGCUUCAGCAGCGCCAGCAGUCUUAGUAGCAGCAGCACCAGUGCGGGUUGCGCCAGCAGCCUUGGCGGCGGCGGCGCCUUGGAGCUUCUCCCUGCAACACAGCCCACAGCCAGCAGCGCUCCCAAAAGCCCCGAGCCAGCCCAAGGCGCGCUUGGCUGCUUAUAGACUGUACUAGGGCGGAGGGGAUCCGGGCCUUGCGUGCAGCCUCCAAACCAUGGGCUGGGUUUUGUGCUUACUGUAUGUUGGCGACUUGAUAGGGCAGGAGACGCAGCGUGGAGCCUACCUCCCGACAUUCACGCUUCGCCCCACGCUGCUCCGACUGGCUGCAGCGGACACUGCCCAAAGCAGAGGGGAGUCUCAGUGUCCUGCUAGCCAGCCGAACACUUCUCUCCGGGAGCAGGCUGGUUCGACUGUGAGGUGUUUGACUAAACUGUUUCUCUGACUCGCCCCAGAGGUCGUGGCUCAAAGGCACUUAGGACGCCUUAAAUUUGUAAAUAAAAUGUUUACUACGGUUUGUAAA
Messenger RNA from Pan troglodytes (chimpanzee), 1837 nucleotides. RefSeq names its product H2.0 like homeobox (gene HLX). The transcript has 4 exons. The record is from RefSeq and is a predicted model, not a curated record. Gene Ontology annotation, biological process: regulation of DNA-templated transcription. Bases 1 to 1482 code for a protein of 493 amino acids. NCBI's taxonomy places the organism in Eukaryota, Metazoa, Chordata, Mammalia, Primates, Hominidae. Gene Ontology annotation, molecular function: DNA-binding transcription factor activity, RNA polymerase II-specific; sequence-specific DNA binding.